AUGACAGUUGAAGAUUCUCGUCCACGAAGUGCAUCAAAAUCAAUAUUAAAUAGUAUGACAACAAGUGUUGGCCGUUUUUAUGAAAAAAGACAUCAAUUAUAUGGUGCUCUUGAUCAAUAUAGUAAAGCUUUAUCAUCAAAUCCCGAUGAUACAGCUACUUAUAUUGAUCGUUCACGUGUUUUUCUUAAAAUGGGUAGUAUUAAUAAAGCUCAAGAAGAUACUGAUUUAGCAUUAAAUUUAAUUGGAGAUACACAAAAAAAUUCAAAUCUUCUUUUUUAUUAUGUUUGUUUACAAAAAGCUGAAGUUUUAUAUGCAGAUGGUGAAUUUGAAUUAGCAUUAAUGUAUUUUCAUCGUGCUAAUAAAGUUAAACCAGCACAACAAACAUGUAUUGAAGGUAUUCGAAAAACAACAGAAAUUCUUGAAUGUACUAUUUGUAAUCCACAUAUACAUUUAACAAUUACAAGUAAUUUAGCUAAUAUUCAAGAUAAAGAAAUAAAUAAAACAAAUUUACUUAAUCGACCAUCAAUACGAAAACCAUUACCAUCAAUUGAAAUACCAUUAACAGAAUAUACUGAUAAAGAAGCAAAUCGAUUGUUAAUAGAAGUAGCAAAAGAUCGUAAAUUAUUAAUUAAUCUUUAUAAAGAUAAACAACCUUCAGUUGGUUUUACUGGUUUGGAUAAAGCAAAAACUGAUGCACAUCAAGCUAUAUCUAUUAUUGAAUCUCAACUUAAAUUUCUUGAUAAAGCUGAAUGUUUACGUAUUGACGAAAAUCGUACACGAGAAAAUAUUAUGUGUACAUCAGAGACAGAUCGAACAACUCUUGCUCGUAUAGCUGAAGAAGAACUUAUGUAUCUACAAAAAUUACCAUCAAAAGAAAAGAGUAUAGAAAUUCUAUAUCGUUCAAUGAAAAUUAUCAAUUGUCUUCAUUCAUCUGAUAGUAUAAAUAAUAUACAUGAUCUUCGUAUACGUUUAAUGCUUGCUGAAGCAUAUCGAUUAAUUGGACAAUCUUAUAAUGAAAUAAAAUUAUUUGAACAAAGUUUUGAAAAUUAUAAACAAGCAUAUGAAAUAUUAUUACCAUUAAAAGAUCAAAGUUGUCUUUAUCGAUCAUUAUAUGAUAUAGCUCGAAGUUUAUUAUUAGGAAAUAAAUAUUCAGAAGCAAUUAAAAUAUUUAAUGAUAUGCUUAAUAAAGCAAUAUCAGAUAAUGAACGUGCAUUUGUUUAUCAAUAUUUAAGUUAUUGUUAUUUAAAUUUAAAUAAUUAUGAUCAAGCAAAAAAUUAUGCAUAUGAAUGUCUUGAUUAUGCAUCAAUAUCAAAUGAAGAAUUAUUACGUAUUGAAGCAAAUAUAUUAUUAGGUAAAAUUUAUUUUCAAUUAAAAGAUUUUCAACAUUCAGAAGAAUAUAUAAUUUAUGCACAAAAUCUUAAAGAUCAAUUAGGUGAUUUAAAUCAAAUGAAAUAUCUAGAUAAUUUAAUAUGUAAUAUUAAAAAUCAUAAAGAAAAUAUUUUUCAAAAUCAUAUUUCACCAUUUGUUCAAUAUGAAAAUGAAUAUUUAAAUAAAAUAAAUCAACAAUGGAUAUCAUCAAUUAUGGAAAAUAAUCAAAAUAAAGAAAUUAAUUUAGAAAAAAAAUUUUUUGAACAAUUUAAUAAUAAAAAUAUACAAAAUUGGCGUAUUCUAACACCAUAUUAUCGUCUUUUUGAUAUAUGUAUUGAACGUAAAAAGAAAAUUCGUCGAAAUAUAGAUGAUCAUAUCAAACAACCAAUUACAAAUGUUACUAUAUCUUAA
Molecule: messenger RNA, 1779 nt
Organism: Rotaria sordida
Lineage: Eukaryota; Metazoa; Rotifera; Eurotatoria; Philodinida; Philodinidae
Source: the annotation of a GenBank genome assembly